AUGGCAUCCUCCUCUUCAUCAUUUCCAUCGGAAAUUGUGGAAUAUGAUUCUUUGAAUGAGAAUGAACAUUCUUCCACAAGGGGGAGAUCAAGUGCUUCUUCAAGAUUGUUUGAUGUGUUCAUCAAUCACAGGGGACCUGACGUCAAACAUAGUCUGGCCCUCCAACUUUACAAUUCAAUCAAGAAAACGGGUUUCCGGCCAUUUCUUGACUCUCAAGAGAUUGAAUUGGGAGAUUCAAUUCCCUCUACUCUAAAAAAUGCCAUAUUUUCUGCAUCAAUUCACAUUGCCAUCUUCUCUCAGGGAUAUGCAAAAUCAGCUUGGUGUUUAGCAGAGCUUGUUCUCAUCCUCCAAUCUGGGGUAAAGGUCAUCCCUGUGUUUUAUGAUGUGGCUCCUUCCGAUCUCCGCUACAUUGGAAAGGAUGUGUAUGCAGAAGCAUUUGCCAAUUAUAAAGAGAAAGGUAGAUACCUCAGCCAAUUGGAGGCGUGGAAAAAAGCCCUCCAUUCUGUUUCAUUGAUCUCUGGCUACGAAUGCAACAAAAAUGAUAAUGAUCAUGAUAAACUAUGUGAAAUCAUCGUGUCUGCUGUGCUAAAAGAGGUUGAAAGGAUAAUUCCUUUAGAUGUUGCAAAACAUUCGACCACUCUAGCCAAAGAAUUCUUCAACCGCCAACGCUCAGAGUAUGAUAGAUCAACCUUUCUGUUUGAUGUGAGAGAAGCGGCUGCGAAAGGUGAAUUACCCUGCUUGCAAACUAAGCUCCUCAAGGAUCUGUUCAUUGAGGAUCAUCACAAGUUUCAGAGUACAGAUGAAGGAAUAAGUUAUCUCAGGUAUCGUCUGGGAAAGGCACUCCUUUUACGUUUCCUUAUUGUUGUAGACGAUAUUGAUCACAUAGGUCAGCUAGAUGCUCUACUAGUGACAGAUAGGCAUACCCUGAAUCCUGAUAGUUUAGUAAUUGUUACCACCCGGGAUGAAAGGUUGCUCAUUCAAGCUUCAAUUACUCUUAGAUAUAGGAUGAAAGAAAUGAAUGAUAAGCACAGCAGAGAACUCUUUUGUUGCCAUGCAUUCCAACAACCUUAUCCAAACAGGGGAUUUGAGGACUUGGUAGAGAGCUUUGUGAAAGGGUGUGGAGGUUUGCCUCUUUCCCUUCAAGUGUUGGGCAGGCAUGUUUCUGGUAGUUCAGAGCAACGUUAUUGGCAGAGAGAAUUAGAUAAAGUUCGUAAAACGCUGCCUGGAGACAUAAAACAAAGGCUUCAAAUAAGCUAUGAUUCUCUGGACAGAGAGGAAAAAGAGAUUUUUAUGGAUAUUGCAUGUUUCUUUGUUGGAAAACUGAAGAGCACUGCAAUAAGGGUAUGGGAGUGUUCAGGAUGGAAAGCAGAUCUUGCUGUUCAGAUUUUAAAGGAUAAGUGA
Cryptomeria japonica (Japanese cedar) is the source of this 1401-nucleotide messenger RNA. Its product is annotated as disease resistance protein Roq1-like. The record is from RefSeq and is a predicted model, not a curated record. Gene Ontology annotation, molecular function: ADP binding. The transcript is spliced from 3 exons. The coding region runs from base 1 to 1401 and encodes 466 amino acids. Gene Ontology annotation, biological process: defense response; signal transduction. NCBI's taxonomy places the organism in Eukaryota, Viridiplantae, Streptophyta, Pinopsida, Cupressales, Cupressaceae.